GUGCCUCAGACAGCCGCCCCCUGGACCUGCCCCUCCAUUGCUGAGCUCAGGGAAGUGACACGUCCCCUGUCCCCCAGCCCAGAGGCAGCCAUGGCAGCAGAGAGCCCCGUGGAAAGUCUCUGGAAGGAAGUGAUGCGUCCCGUCUGUCUGGAGGAUUUCAAAGCCCCUGUCAUUCUGGAGCAUGGGAACAAUUUUUGCCAGGCCCCCCUCAGCCCUCAAGGCAGAGACACUGAGCAGCAGGGACCCCUCUGGCCCAAUCGGCAGCUGGCAAACAUGGUGGAACUAGCCAAGCCGCUGAGUUUUGAGGCAGCAAAGAGAACAAGAUGGGACAGGGUGUGUGGGGAGCACCAGGAGGCUCUGAAGCUGUUCUGUGGAGAGGCUCAAACUCCCAUCUGCAUUGUGUAUGACAGAUCCCAAACUCACAUGUUGAUGCCCUUACAGGAAGCUGCCCAGGAGUACAAGGAAAAAUUGGAGACUCGUUUGAAGACUCUGAGGGAGGAGAGAGAAAAGCUGCUGAGAAGGAAAAAAACAGCAGACGGGAAAAGCCAGGAGUAUCUGGACGUCAGAAACACCCUGAGUAGGAGUGAUAUGGGGCAAUUCCAGCUGCCGGAAGAGAUUUCCCCUGAACUAGAAGAACAAGUCAGAGGUUUCUACCAGAAAACGAUUGCUCUGUCGGAGACUCUGAGGGAGUUCAAAGACACUCUGCCCUCUGCACUGGAGAGACCAAGAGGAAAAUCCCUUGGAGCUUUCACACAAGGUGAGUUUGCUGGUGGAAAUUCUUUAAGUGAUGUGAGAAUUCCUCUGAAAACAUCUUCAUGGGAUUAUCAUUGAAGUUACCAACCAAACCCAGGGACCACAGAGCACACAGCCCUAAAUCACCCCGUGAUCAGUGAGGAGCCCCAGGGGCACUGCAUGGGGACCUGUGGACAUUUGGAGAAACACAGGUCUAUAGGUUUGUGAUGCUAAAGGGGUGAAAUUAAAGCACAAAACGGACGGCACCUUCAGGUUCAGAUUUCACUGCUCAGUCAGUUUCAAUGUGGGGUUGGUUUCAAACAGUAAAUAGGCUGAAAAGCUUCUUCACCCAAACUCCCUCCUAGACCCCUCUACCUGUCCUGCAUCCCAAACCAUUACCCCGAGCAUCCUCCUUCUCCCAAUGCCCAUCCCAGAUCCUCCAUUUCCUGCAUUUAUGUCAUGGAAGAGUGCAGCUCUCAGCCACUUUCCAUUCCACCCCCAAUGAAAAUUUGUCCCACUUUUUCAAAUGGAUACGGCUCAGUGAGAGCCAGUAAUUGAAAGCUGAAGCCAGACUAUUUCAGACCAGAAAAGAGGCACAAAUGUUUGAUAGGGAAGAAGAUUAGCUGCUGAAACAAAUGAACAAAGAAUUGGUGGAUUCUCCCAUCUCUUGAUGUCUUCAAAUCACUGGGGGACUUUCUAGAAAAUACACUUUGGGGAAACAGAGCUUUGUGCCUGGGUAACCGGACUAAGUGUAAUGGCUUGUGCCACUGAGGGCGUCAGACUGCAUAACUGAGGGUAUCUUCUGAUCCCAUAAAUCUUAAGUUCUCAUCCUGCUAACACUCAGCACAAGUGUUUAAUAAUAAGCACACCUAUUUAAUAAUACCACCACCAUUCAAAUGCUUAACUUCAUUAAUUCUCUGUUUUGAAAAGGGUUUAUAACGUCUCUGUGAGAUGAGGGCAAAGUUUGUGCUGCAAAUCUGUGAAUGAAGACUAAGAGUUUUAAAUACAGCAGCCUGCAUUUAACCUAUGUCUAUGUUCAGGCAUGUGAAUAUGUGCCUUAUCAGAAACACUGGGUGCUUAAAACUAUAUCCCAUUGUUGCAGAUGCAGUAAUCUUGUAACUCAAGCCGGGUGCAGAGAGAAAUGAAUAUAGAUUUGGGAUCUAACUCCCGUGUGCUAUUAAUGGAAUAUUUAGACUAAAACUUUUGUCCACAGUGGCAGAGUCUAACACAUGUGUCACGUCACUAGGGACAAAGCCUGCGGAGAAUGGGGGUGUGGAAAGGAUUAAAGCCCCUUCUGAAAUGUCUCCAAUUCGCCUUCU
Molecule: messenger RNA, 2051 nt
Organism: Pelodiscus sinensis (Chinese soft-shelled turtle)
Lineage: Eukaryota; Metazoa; Chordata; Testudines; Trionychidae
Source: RefSeq, a predicted model, not a curated record